GUCAAUAAUGACAGAUCUGUUCUACCUCAGUCAAACUGAUGGAGCAGGUGCUUGGCGAGAAAAAGAAGCCAAAGAUUUGACAGAGCUAGUGCAGAGGAGAAUAACUUAUCUUCAGAAUCCCAAGGAUUGUAGCAAAGCCAAGAAACUAGUAUGCAAUAUCAACAAAGGAUGUGGUUAUGGUUGUCAACUUCAUCACGUGGUCUAUUGCUUCAUGAUAGCAUAUGGCACUGAAAGAACACUGAUUUUGGAAUCUCAGAAUUGGCGCUAUGCAACUGGAGGCUGGGAGACUGUUUUUCAGCCAGUGAGUGAAACAUGUACUGAUAGAUCAGGAAGUACUACAGGGCAUUGGUCAGGUGAAAUGAAUGACAAAAAUGUUCAAGUUAUAGAAUUGCCUAUAGUUGACAGUCUACAUCCACGGCCUCCAUAUUUGCCCCUGGCAAUUCCAGAAGAUCUGGCUGAUAGAUUAAUUCGUGUCCAUGGGGAUCCUCCAGUAUGGUGGGUCUCACAGUUUGUCAAAUACUUAAUUCGUCCACAGCCUUUGUUAGAAAAAGAGAUAGAAGAAGCCACAAGAAAACUUGGUUUUAAACAUCCAAUUAUUGGUAUUCACGUCCGUAGAACAGACAAAGUGGGAACCGAAGCAGCCUUUCAUCCAAUUGAAGAAUACAUGGCACAUGUUGAAGAACGUUUCCAACUUCUUUCCCGGAAAAAGCAUAUUGACAAAAAGCGAGUCUAUUUGGCUACAGAUGAUCCUUCACUGUUGCAAGAGGCAAAAUCCAAAUAUCCAAACUAUGAAUUCAUAAGUGACAAUUCCAUAUCAUGGUCAGCGGGUCUUCAUAAUCGAUACACUGAAAACUCUCUGCGGGGUGUUAUUUUGGAUAUACACUUCUUGUCUCAGGCAGACUUCCUUGUGUGCACUUUUUCUUCACAGGUUUGUCGAGUGGCUUAUGAAAUCAUGCAGACAUUACAUCCCGAUGCAUCGGCCUAUUUUCAUUCUUUGGAUGAUAUUUAUUAUUUUGGGGGACAGAAUGCCCACAACCAGAUUGCAAUUUAUGCUCAUCAUCCUCAAACUGCUGAUGAAAUUCCUAUGGAACCUGGAGAUAUAAUUGGUGUUGCUGGAAACCACUGGGAUGGCUAUUCCAAAGGCAUCAAUAGAAAAUUAGGGAGAACAGGUUUAUACCCUUCCUAUAAAGUAAAAGAGAAAAUUGAGACAGUCAAGUAUCCCAUAUAUGAAGAGGCUGACAAAUAAAGGCAAGCAAAAUAAUUCAUAGCAACUUUUACUUUGAACUAUUACAACCAACCAUAUUGUUGACUUUUGUAGGAUGUGAAUUUGCAUUUUAACAUAUGGUUAAAAUGAAAGCCUUUUACUGUUCAGACUGGAUGCACAGCGUGGAACAAUUUGAUAGGGCACUGUUUGAACUUUGUUAUAUGCACACUGCACACAUGCACACUGAUACACAUUCAACAGGAACUAUUGUUUUAUACUCUUUGUCUUUUUGGGAAUAUGUCCCUCUCAUGGAUCAUAUAUGAAUUCUGGGCUCAGUUCUUUGCCAUUAAUAAACUAUAAGACUUAACAUUGCUGCAUUAUGUAAUUUAAGUGACAUGAGCAUAUUUUGUAUGUGCAGAAUAUAAAAUAUGGUGCCUCUUUUUGAAAGAUCAGUGACAUUUUAGAAGAGCCAUGUCUCGUUCUCCUGAUGGGCAAGACUUAUGCCUGCCUUUCACUGAUGUUGUUAUGUCCACUCAAUGUGCUCCAACCAACAGAUUUAAAUAACCAGAACAGAUAUUUCUUUACAGGAUUUUUGUUAGCAAUUUCAUUGAUUUAAUUCACCUCAUCAUUAAUUAAAAAAAUACAUCCAACUAUACAACAAUUGUCUGGUAGAAAUUUUUGUAAAAUUAUGCCAUGAGCUGAUUCUUUAGUACUGUUUCUGGACAUUGUCUUUGAUAACA
Messenger RNA from Protobothrops mucrosquamatus (brown spotted pit viper), 1944 nucleotides. It is a transcript of the gene FUT8, whose product is annotated as fucosyltransferase 8. Gene Ontology annotation, biological process: protein N-linked glycosylation. The transcript is spliced from 6 exons. The coding region runs from base 8 to 1246 and encodes 412 amino acids. The record is from RefSeq and is a predicted model, not a curated record. NCBI's taxonomy places the organism in Eukaryota, Metazoa, Chordata, Lepidosauria, Squamata, Viperidae. Gene Ontology annotation, molecular function: protein binding; alpha-(1->6)-fucosyltransferase activity.